Molecule: messenger RNA, 620 nt
Organism: Moneuplotes crassus
Lineage: Eukaryota; Ciliophora; Spirotrichea; Euplotida; Euplotidae
Source: the annotation of a GenBank genome assembly
AUCCAACCAUGGAAGAUAAAAAGAAAGAACCCAAAAUCAGUCCUCAUAAUCCAUUUAAGGAUGAGAUCGAACAACAAAAAGGAAAGAAAUUAAGCUUAAGUAACCCUAUUACGAAACAGGAAUCGUCAAUCUGCUGCAGAUUCCCUCUAUCUAAAGCUGACAGGUUAAGAUAUUUUAAAAGAAUUCUUCAUUAUUAUGGCUACAAACUUAUUACUGCGGAAGAGAAGAAAAAGAGACAAAGAAUAUGGAAUGUUGAAGCUAUUGGACUAUCAGCAUGGGGAGGCUCACUAGGAUAUUCAUACUACUACUCUAAAUCAAGGUCCUUCUUUUAUAGUUUGUUUUAUCAAAAUAAAUUACUUGGAAAUGCUUACCUGUUUUUCCCAGUUUUUCUUACAAUAGGAGUGAUGUAUCAAGCACGUAAAUAUGAUUUUUAUUUACUUGAUAAAUAUUGAGGAGAAAAAUCAGAUGAAGAAUUAGCUCAAAUGGAAAUGGAUCUCAAUCCCAACAUAGCAAAAGUAUAUGGAGAAAAUCUUACGAGACUUCAAAUGAAGGAAAGGAAGUAAUUAUUACCUUUCCAAGGUAUCUUAAAGUUGAUUUAGUUAUUGAUAAAUUUGUACCAC